UCUCCAUUGCAGAAAACACUGAGGCGCUUCAGAAUGUCGGUGAAAUACCCGAGUUUACGGCAACACUUUACGAGAGUCUUUUUCUGGGGUUUCCCAAUAUUGACUUGGCACCUGUCAUACAAAAAGUUCAAGAAAAACGGUAUGAGAGCAUCUCAGAAAGCGAGCUUCGUCUAUUGGAGCACUACGAAGAAAGUAAACAAAGUAUUAACUUGUCGGCACCUUCGACCAUCACUCCCUCCCUGAACAAAACGGAGAAGAGUGAAGAGAAAGAAGUUGAGAAGCAAGGGGCAUUAGGGGAACGCUUCUCCAAAGAUACCAAUUUCUUGGAUACAAAAACUCUUCCUUGCAAGAUGUCACUGACGGAGGCGAUGAUGGAUCGGGCGUUUUCUCCUUCCAACAGGUUUUUACAUGCGGUUGCUCGCUGCGACCCCGCGUUGCGCUCAUCGCUUGAGGUUAUGGAAAGAAUUAAGCGGCAUGCGCUGCUUGACCCGGUGUUUCAGGCUGCAGUAGAAGAGGCACAUGCGUGGGAGGAGACGUCUAUACAGAAACAUCUCCAAAAGGGCGGUGUCAGUGCAAAAGGCGAGACGCGCAAGCAACGUCGACUGCGGCGUGCCGAGGGCGGUGUCACCCCGAUUCUUGGCGGUCCGCUUGCCAAACCGCAACAUGCGGCUGACAUCCCAUACUAUUACGGUAAUAUCCGCAGUUUUGUGCCACCGCAAGGGCGGUACAACAUGCCAGCGCCCCGUUUGUCGCGGGAGGAGGCUGCCCAAUUGCGUAACCGAGAGCGCAAGCAGAAGAAAUCACGAAUGCGUUACAGCCAGUAA
This is a messenger RNA of Trypanosoma cruzi, 824 nucleotides long. RefSeq lists its product as uncharacterized. NCBI's taxonomy places the organism in Eukaryota, Euglenozoa, Kinetoplastea, Trypanosomatida, Trypanosomatidae. The record is from RefSeq and is a predicted model, not a curated record. The transcript has a single exon. The annotation marks the transcript as partial.